AUGAGAUCUCUAGCUGCUUGUGAACUGCUAAACAACGCUGGGUACAGAAACCUUUUUUGGGUCCAAGGGGGAUUUGAGGCUGCUGAAGAAGAGGAUUUUGUCAGUGAAGGUCCUCAGCCACUUAAGUUUGCUGGAAUUGGUGGAGUUUCGGAAUUCCUGGGUUGGACUGAUCAACAAAGGGCUGCUGCUGCCAAAGAAGGUUGCGGUUAUCGAUUAUUGUUCUCUGCUCGUCUGGUUGGAGUCUUUCUUGUUGCGGAUGCCUUGUUUAUUGGUGCUCAGCAAGUAGGUCACUAUAUUCAGGAUAUAAGAGCACAUUGA
Dovyalis caffra is the source of this 318-nucleotide messenger RNA. NCBI's taxonomy places the organism in Eukaryota, Viridiplantae, Streptophyta, Magnoliopsida, Malpighiales, Salicaceae. The record is from the annotation of a GenBank genome assembly.